Mirounga angustirostris (Northern elephant seal) is the source of this 3513-nucleotide messenger RNA. RefSeq names its product fibroblast growth factor receptor like 1 (gene FGFRL1). Bases 1360 to 3363 code for a protein of 667 amino acids. Lineage: Eukaryota; Metazoa; Chordata; Mammalia; Carnivora; Phocidae. Gene Ontology annotation, molecular function: fibroblast growth factor binding; fibroblast growth factor receptor activity. Gene Ontology annotation, cellular component: plasma membrane. The record is from RefSeq and is a predicted model, not a curated record. The transcript has 9 exons.
AAUGGAUGGCUGCCCAGCCUCCCUGGGGUCUCUGGCCUCAUUGCUGGGUGCAAUGGGCCCCAUUCCUAUCCCCUGCCCAUUCUGCAGAGCAGGAGGGGGCCGCCUGGGUCAGCGUGGAGCCCAGAUGGGGGCCCACUUCCUGAGGCCCAGGCAGGCUGAGCCUUGCACUCCACCAGGUGGGAGGUAGGGUGGGACUUCCAGGCUGUCUGGCCCCCACUGUGGCCAGCAGCACAAAAGGCCAGCAGUAUCAGCUGUGAGCCGUGUCUGCCCCCAUGGCCAUCCUGGUUCCUUAUCUGAGCCCAAGGGAGACAGAUGGCAUGCUGAGAGGAGGGUGACUGGGGACUGUUCACAGAGAUGUGACGGUGGGCAGGGUCCUGCAUGGGGAAGUGCAGGACCCAGGAUCCUCCCCACACCCACCCACCACCCCAGGGCCGACAGGGCAGGUGAGGGAGCACUCACCCGUCCGGACAGAAAGGUGUGGAGAGGCCACCUGGCGAGGAGCAGAGACCUUCAGUCCAGGGGUGCAGCCAGUCUGGGGGGCCCUGUGAGCAGGAGGGGGGUGGGGGUGUGGAGGCCCUGAUCCCACUCUCCUCCUCUACUGCCCUCCAGGGCUACCUUGGGCUUAGGGCUGGGGGAGGCGAUGUGGGUCUGAAAGGGCAGAUGGAAGACAAGGCCCAGUGAACCCCUCUGGCUUCCCCCAACCUGCCAGCCCCCGUCUCCGUGAGAAACUCAAGGACCACCAGGUCUCACCAACUGCCUUACCAUGGGUGGGAGAAGUCACCUUGAUCACACUUCCCUCUGGACCCCACAGUCAGCCCCAUUGCUUUUCCUCUUUCCCAGCGUGGGUACCGUAGUUGCUGCCGGGGGGUCCAGCCCUUGUGUCUCUGUGGGGCACCGUUCCCUGCUGACUGCCGUCAGUAUCCAGGGGGCAGAGGGGGUGCUGGGUGGGUCCCGGGGUCCCACACGUGGUCCUCCUGCUCUAUCACGAAGCCCUGUCUCAGCCAGCCCAGGCUGUCAUGGCGUAGUAGAACGAACCACCGACCCCAAGGCCCCAACUACAGAAGCGUGUUCUCUCCCAGUCCCGGAGGUGAAGUCUGAGAUGAAGGUGCGGGCACGGUUGGAUCCUUCCGAGGCCUCUCUCCCGGGCUUGCAGGCGGAGGCCUUCUCCCUGCCUCCUGUGUCCUGCUGCCCUCUCCUAAGGACGCCAGUAGCACCCAUGCUCAGGACCUCAUUUUCAUCACCUCCUUAAAGGCCCUGUCUCCAGAUACAGUUCUGUUCGGAGACACUGGGGGUUAGAACUUCAACAUAAGAAUGUGGGGGGGCUACAGUUAGCUCCUAUAAGCAGGACUCCAUUUCUCCAUGGUGGUUGGGAUCCAUCACCCCAGUAGUAAAGCAGCCUUUUCUCUGCCUGCUGGUUCAGUGGCUGUAGGACCCCUGAUGGUGGAAGGGCCAUCUCAGCUUCCAGCUUACGGGAGGGGGACUGGGUUCCCUGGUGGACGAGGUCCUUCCUUGGAUGCCAAGACCUUCAAGGCCACGGAGCAGAGAUCCUUCAGACGGUGCGGCUGCCUCCCUCUCUCCACCCUGGCCCUGUGUGUUCUGGCUUUUGGCAAAGCAGCCCCACGUGUGGUCUGCCCCUGCGCUGCGAGAGCAUGUGAAUCUGGUCCCUGUUACUUCAUCUGGAGCAGAGGCAGAAACCUCUACAGCAGGUCAGUUGUCAUGAAGGAGCAGUGGGCGCUUGCCAGUGGGAGGGCCUCCUGGAAGAAGUGGCCUGGGCUGGACAUUCAGGCAGGCCUGGCUCCUGCCUGGGGAACCGCAAAAAGGUCCGGACAGGCCAAGAUGACGCCCAGCCCCACGUUGUUGCUGCUGCUGCCCCCGCUGCUGCUGGGGGCCCUCCCGCCGGCCGCCGCCGCCCGAGGUCCCCCGAGGAUGGCGGACACGGUGGUUCCAAGGCAGGUGGCCCGGCUGGGCCGCACCGUGCGGCUGCAGUGCCCCGUGGAGGGCGACCCACCGCCACUGACCAUGUGGACCAAGGAUGGCCGCACAAUCCACGGCGGCUGGAGCCGCUUCCGCGUGCUGCCCCAGGGCCUGAAGGUGAAGGAGGUGGAGCGGGAAGACGCCGGCGCCUACGUGUGCAAGGCUACCAACGGCUUUGGCAGCCUCAGCGUCAACUACACCCUCAUCGUGAUGGAUGACCCUGGUGUGGGAAGGGAGCGUCUGGGGCAGGACGGCUCCUCUGGGGGCCAGGAGGACGCAGCCAGCAAGCAGUGGGCGCGGCCCCGUUUCACACAGCCCUCCAAGAUGAGGCGCCGGGUGAUCGCCCGGCCAGUGGGCAGCUCUGUGCGGCUCAAGUGUGUGGCCAGUGGGCACCCACGGCCCGACAUCACAUGGAUGAAGGACGACCAGGCCUUGACAGGCUUGGAGGCCGGGGAGCACAGGAAGAAGAAGUGGACCCUGAGCCUGAAGAACCUGCGUCCCGAGGACAGUGGCAAGUACACGUGUCGCGUGUCCAACCGCGCAGGCGCCAUCAACGCAACCUACAAGGUGGACGUGAUCCAGCGGACACGCUCCAAGCCCGUCCUCACGGGCACGCACCCCGUGAACACGACCGUGGACUUUGGGGGCACCACGUCCUUCCAGUGCAAAGUGCGCAGUGACGUGAAGCCAGUGAUCCAGUGGCUGAAGCGCGUGGAGUACGGCGCCGAGGGCCGCUACAACUCCACCAUCGACGUGGGCGGCCAGAAGUUCGUGGUGCUGCCCACGGGUGACGUGUGGUCGAGGCCCGACGGCUCCUACCUCAACAAGCUGCUCAUCACCCGCGCGCGGCAGGACGACGCCGGCAUGUACAUCUGCCUGGGGGCCAACACCAUGGGCUACAGCUUCCGCAGCGCUUUCCUCACCGUGCUGCCAGACCCCAAGCCGCCAGGGCCACCCGUGGCCCCCUCGUCCUCGGCCACUAGCUUGCCGUGGCCCGUGGUCAUCGGCAUCCCGGCCGGCGCCGUCUUCAUCCUGGGCACCGUGCUCCUGUGGCUCUGCCAGGCCAAGAAGAAGCCGUGUGCGCCUGGGCCUGCCGCCCCCGUGCCUGCGCACCGCCCGCCCAUGGCCGCCCGCGACCGUGGCGGGGACAAGGACCUCCCCGUGCCAGCCAGCCUCGGCACCGCCCCUGGCCUGGGGCUGUGUGAGGAGCUUGGGCCUCCGGCAGCUCCCCAGCACCUGCUGGGCCCGGGCCCAUCUGCUGGGCCCCGACUUUACCCCAAACUCUACACAGACGUGCACACGCACACGCACACACACACGCACUCGCACACACACUCUCACGUGGAGGGCAAGAUCCACCAGCACCAGCACAUCCACUAUCAGUGCUAGACCGUGCGGCCGCGCGGGGCGCCAGGGGGCACGUGGGGGGCUGGGGGCAGAGGGCCGCGGAGACAGUGGAGCCCAGGCAGGGGCACAGUCAGCCCCCGGGCGCCCUGGAUGACGCACACGCGUGUAUGACAUACCUCUGGACACACACAC